CCCCGUCCCUUCCUCAGCGCGCAGCGGGCCUGGGGCGCGGAGACCCAAGAGGAGCCGAGCGCUCGGGUUCCGUGUCCCCGGCCCCGUCGCGCAGCACCGAGCUUACUGAGUCCGCCCACCCUGCUAGCGGCAGGGUCCAGGCUGGUGUCCGUGCAAGGGUCCAGGAGGUCCCGGCCUGAAACGUGGGCGGCAGUCCCUCCUGGCUUCUCCCCUCAGCCAUGGACAAUCCUAGCCUUCGUGAGCUUCAGCAGCCUUUGUUGGCAGAUAUAGGCUGGGAGCCUCCUGCCCAGAAGCCUGGCAAGCCUGAGCUGGGGCCCCUUUUAAGAGAGACAGCUUUUGUGGAAUCCCUGAGGGGCUGGCAGUUCCUACUACCACCUCUUCCCUCUGUGAGUGCUGGCUUGGGGGAGCCAGGGCCUCCUGAUGAUGAGGAUGUGUCAUCCAGUGACAGUGACUCAGACUGGGAUGGGGAUGGCCAUCUCUCCCCACUCCUACCCCAUGACCACCUCGGAUUGGCUGUCUUCUCCAUGCUGUGUUGUUUUUGGCCUGUGGGCAUUGCAGCCUUCUGUCUGGCCCAGAAGACCAACAGGGCUUGGGCCAAGGGGGAUGUCCAGGGGGCAGGGGCCGCCUCCCGCCGCGCUUUCCUGCUGGGGGUCCUCGCCAUCGGGCUGGGCGUGUGCACGUAUGCGGCUGCUCUGGUGACCCUGGCUGCCUACCUUGCCUCCCGAGACCCGCCCUAGCUGUGCCCCUGCAGCUCCCACUGUGAACCCAGCGCUGGGCAGCCAAGCACAUCUGAGGGCAGAGAAUCCUGAUGGAUGAGGUGGCAGCAGCAUCCAGAGACAGGAGUGAGCUGGACUACCCCUUUCCCUUCCUGACCAUUCACCUGGUGGUGACAGCUGUGAGAUUAAACACCAGACACCCUUGCAGCCAAACCA
This is a messenger RNA of Otolemur garnettii (small-eared galago), 932 nucleotides long. It is a transcript of the gene TMEM91, whose product is annotated as transmembrane protein 91. The record is from RefSeq and is a predicted model, not a curated record. The coding region runs from base 219 to 737 and encodes 172 amino acids. Gene Ontology annotation, cellular component: membrane; intracellular membrane-bounded organelle. The transcript is spliced from 4 exons. NCBI's taxonomy places the organism in Eukaryota, Metazoa, Chordata, Mammalia, Primates, Galagidae.